ACAACGUAGGAAAUCAUUUUAAAAAAGAAGAAGUUGAGGAAACGUAUGUCGGUUGGUUUCCUCAAACAUUGAUAGUUAUGGCUUCUUCUAUUGAGCGUUUACUGGGGGAAAUCUCCGGUGUUGAAGAUCCAAUUGAAGAGCUACAGAGUUUAAAAACAGCUUUAUUAUCGGUACCUCUCAGUGCUUUGAGAGACUCGUUAACCGGGCGGCGUUUUGAUGUAAUAUUCUCCCUAUUAAACUCAAAUCAGAGAGAGCACGUUGAUCUGUGUGUCGACAUCCUCAGUCGCAUCUUAAUGGCCCUCAGCCCUGUGCAUCUGGCCCAGAACUACAGGGUGGAGCUGCAGGGGGGCCUGACCCAUCCUGAUGAAAGUGUUAAGAUACUGGCCUUGACACAGAUUUGUAGAAUGGUGGAGGACCCUGAUGCUGUCACUCAAAUCCUUAACUACCAUGACCUUCUGCGAUCAGUGAUCCGCUGCAUCGGAGAAGAGAAGAUUUCUGUGGCAAAACAGGCCAUUCAGUCCCUGUCUAAACUGAGCCACUCUAAACCUGGGUUGGACAAAUUGUUCCAGAGCGACCUGCUGAAAGUCAUGAAGGAUGUGAUGGCCACAAGUGACAUUGUCAGAUACAGAAUAUAUGAGCUGCUGGUGGAAAUCUCAAAUAUAUCUCCAAUUUCCUUUGGGUACUGUGCCAACAGCAGCCUCAUUUCCCAGCUGCUGGAUGAGCUGACAGGAGAUGAUGUCUUGAUCAGGGCCACAGCCAUUGAGAUGGUGACCACUCUUGCCCACAGUCAGCAUGGUCGGCAGUAUUUGGCCCAGCAGGGAAUCAUGGACAAGAUCUCCAACAUGAUCAGAGGUGCUGACACUGACCCCUUCGCCUCCCUCUACCUUCCUGGGUUGGUGAAGUUCUUUGGAAACCUGGCCAUUAUGGACAGCCCACAACAGGUUUGUGAAACCUACCCAGCCUUCCAGAACAAGGUGUUUGAAAUGGCUCUGGACCCGGACCCUGUAAUGAACGGAGUUUCUCUGGACACGUUAGGAUUAAUUGGAUCUACAGUGGAGGGGAAGCAAGUCCUGCAGAAAACAGGAGAAAAGUUUAAGGCUGUGCUGGUAAGAAUGAGUCAGUUUGCCAACUCUGGAGCUACAGAGCUCAGAGUGCGCAGCUUGGACGCCAUAUCCCAACUUCUUACUCUACAGCCAGAGCAGCAGACAGAAGACCUUCUGUCCCUGACAGAGUCCUGGUUCCACCUUUUGUCCAACCAUCCCAUGGACAUGAUUCGCAACAUCAGCACUCAGCCGUUCCCGGAGCUGCACUGUGGGGCUCUGCGGAUAUUCACUGCCAUUGCCACUCAGCCAUGGGGCCAGAAGUUAAUGAUCAGUACUCCCACUUUCAUGGAGUUCAUUCUGGAUCGAUCAACAGGUCGGACAAAGGAGGCCAAAGAUGCUAAGUUUGAACUGGUGGGGGCACUCGCAUGUUCACCAACAGCAGCAGAGAUCCUGGGAAGUCAGUGCUACAUCUGUCUGAAGACUUAUCUCAGAGAAGGACCUUACUAUGUUUCAGCUGUGGCUGCAGUCAGCACUGAAGGAGCAGACUGAUUCAGACAAACUCUCAUAUAAACUUCAUGGGUUUCUUGUUGGUGCUUAAGUCGUGGGUCCGUUCCUGAAUAAUCAAACAGUGGGUGUUACUCUGUGGUAACAUCAUAUAACAGGUCUGCCGACUCCACACGAUAUGUUAACACAUGUUCAGUGUAUGUAUUCAGAGUUGGACCAAAACCUCAUUGAUCAACCGCUCUGCUCUAAAAAUCCUUCAGACAUUGAUUUGAUUUUGUGUCAGAAAUAUUGUUCAAAAGACGUUUUAAUUAAAGGGGAUUCAGUCUGACAACA
Monopterus albus (swamp eel) is the source of this 1880-nucleotide messenger RNA. RefSeq names its product proteasome 26S subunit, non-ATPase 5 (gene psmd5). Gene Ontology annotation, cellular component: cytosol. The record is from RefSeq and is a predicted model, not a curated record. Gene Ontology annotation, biological process: proteasome assembly. The transcript has 10 exons. Bases 78 to 1592 code for a protein of 504 amino acids. NCBI's taxonomy places the organism in Eukaryota, Metazoa, Chordata, Actinopteri, Synbranchiformes, Synbranchidae.